Messenger RNA from Bombina bombina (fire-bellied toad), 1821 nucleotides. Its product is annotated as pinopsin-like. Gene Ontology annotation, molecular function: G protein-coupled receptor activity. Bases 1 to 1821 code for a protein of 606 amino acids. Lineage: Eukaryota; Metazoa; Chordata; Amphibia; Anura; Bombinatoridae. The transcript is spliced from 8 exons. The record is from RefSeq and is a predicted model, not a curated record. Gene Ontology annotation, cellular component: membrane; photoreceptor outer segment. Gene Ontology annotation, biological process: visual perception; phototransduction; G protein-coupled receptor signaling pathway.
AUGCCGGCUGGUCGUGCUCUGUUCAGCAAGUUUCUCAGAAUCACUGCUCCCCGCUCCUCUAUAGUAGACACAGAGUAUGAUAUUGAUUCAUCUGUUAACGAAUAUAACAAUGAGGCUGUAAUUCCUGCAGUAUUACAAAUGCCAGAAAAUAUAGAUAUACAAACUACAGCAAACCAACAGUCAAAAAACGAGGAUCCUCAGACAUUAUCAACAAGAAAAAAACACACAGAGGAAGCAGGGGAAAAAGCAGUAAGCUCAAACAAAAACAAAAACAAAAGCAGUUUCAACACUCAGAAAUACCUUGCCUCCAACAAUCAUAUUACAAGGGACACAGAAAAAAUAUCCAACCAGGUCGCAAGGCCAAACAUAUCAAAAGCACAUUUAGACAAGAAUGUGAUCAACUUAUUACCAACAACUACAUUAAAAGAAUCAGAAUUAUGUCUAUUAUCCAAAGGGUUAAACUUCGUGCCAUCUACUCAUUUUAAUCUAUUUGAAACAAUAUUGGAUGUUAACAGAUUUGUCCGAAAAAUUACUUUAAAAAAAGACUUUUUUGGUAUGAAUGAACAGAUGACACAAACUAAUAACAUUGAAACUACAGGUUGUAACAACAAUGAUGAAAUACUAACGUUUUCUGAUUGGUGUGCAGUACAGGAUUUACAACAUCUGGCUAAAGAAAACGCAAAUGAGGCUAUUGACCUAAUUGAAGACAAAGAUGUAAAACAUCAAUACAAAAAAUCAAAAAGCCUGAAUUAUAGUAUAUAUGGAGCUGAAAAUUUUUACUUGUUUCGGGAUUAUGAGUCCCUCGGACCUUUUGAUGGACCUCAGUGGCCUCACGUGGCCCCUUAUACCACGUACAUGUUAGUAGCCAUGCUCAUGGGUAUUGUGGUGGCCUUGGCUUUUGUUGUCAAUGGUAUGGUUAUUAUUGUUACUAUCAGGUACAAGAAACUGAGGUCCCCUUUGAAUUAUAUCUUGGUAAACUUGGCAGUCGCAGACUUGCUGGUCACUAUCUUUGGGAGCACUGUUAGCUUCACCAACAACGUCAAUGGUUACUUCACACUAGGCAAGUCAAUGUGUGAGGUUGAAGGCUUCAUGGUGUCCCUAACAGGUAUCGUUGGCCUCUGGUCGUUGGCAAUCUUAGCUUUUGAGAGAUAUAUAGUGAUCUGCAAACCCAUGGGAGAGUUUCGUUUUCAGCAGAAACAUGCAGUAAUGGGCUGCGCAUUCACUUGGAUCUGGGCCCUCAUGUGGACAUCUCCACCUCUCAUUGGAUGGUGCAGUUAUGUCCCUGAAGGUUUGGGGACAUCUUGUGGACCCAACUGGUACACUGGAGGCGCCAAUAACAACAGCUAUAUCAUGACUUUGUUUGUCACAUGUUUUGCGAUGCCUCUGAGCAUGAUUAUCUUCUCAUACACAAGCUUGUUAAUGGCACUGAGAGCUGUUGCCGCUCAACAAAAAGAGUCGGAGACUACUCAACGAGCUGAACGUGAGGUGACAAGAAUGGUCAUUGCAAUGGUUUUGGCCUUUUUAAUCUGCUGGUUGCCAUAUGCUACAUUUGCUAUGGUAGUGGCCACAAACAAGGACAUAGUAAUCCAUCCCACUUUAGCCUCAAUGCCUUCAUAUUUUUCAAAAACAGCUACAGUCUACAACCCAAUUAUAUACAUUUUCAUGAAUAAGCAGUUCCGAAACUGUCUACUUACGCUUUUAUGUUGUGGACGCAACCCAUUUGCUGGUGAAGAAGACACCACUGCAGCCAGUGGGACAACCAAUCGUACAGACGUUAAUUCAGUUUCUGAAGGAGCAGGAAAUAAAGUUACACCAGCAUAA